Molecule: messenger RNA, 1161 nt
Organism: Phycomyces blakesleeanus NRRL 1555(-)
Lineage: Eukaryota; Fungi; Mucoromycota; Mucoromycetes; Mucorales; Phycomycetaceae
Product: C2H2-type zinc finger transcription factor
Exons: 2
Coding region: 1-1161 (386 amino acids)
Biological process (GO): regulation of DNA-templated transcription
Molecular function (GO): RNA polymerase II cis-regulatory region sequence-specific DNA binding; DNA-binding transcription factor activity, RNA polymerase II-specific
Source: RefSeq, a predicted model, not a curated record
AUGUACCCUGUUGAAUCAGAAGUUCAAGAAAACUUCUUUGAAUACUCCCUCACUGGCCAACAACCAAGCACAUUUCCCAGGAAACACAAUAUGGAAUUGCAGUUUGCUUCGAAUCUGAAUAUUGACAAACUCAACCAUAAUCAUAACCAUAAUCACGGCUACCAUAACAGCUAUCAUCAUCAAUAUAGCCAAUUCCCGACGCCUGCUCUGAUUUCAGACCAAAUGUAUUACUGCCAGGGCGGCACUAACCUGAUCCCAAGUGGCUCCAUGAUAGACGCUAGCCAGUAUGUACAUUCUCAAGACGUCUUUAGAGACCAAAGUCUCUAUCCACCGUGGUAUCCCGAAGCAGAACUAUUUCAACAAUUGGGAAGCCUUGCCCAACCACCAAUUCCGAUUGAAAAUGAAAACGAAGCUAAUAAUUAUCUUUCAAGUACCUGUACUGAAAUUGGAGAAUUAGACUCUAUGCUCUUCUCGAAUGAUUUUGGAAACAUUUCAUUACAGCCAGACUUCCCGUCUUCUCAACAGAUGGACCAAUACUUACCAGAUUUGAUCGAAUUUGGCCCUUUCACAGACAUUGGCUUACCUUCGCCUCUUUCACUACAUUCCAGCCAAUCUCCUCCUCAAGACUACUUUUCAUUAUUUCAUACCAAUCAAGCUGAAUCACGAACAGAAAGAGUAGAUGCCAAGACGCGUAUUGAGGUACAUAUGUAUCAAAAGUUCAGCCCCCAUCAGCCAAGUCAGCCGACGUUUGAUACAGGCUUGCUACCCAUGACUCGAAGGGCAGAGCUUGAGCUCCAGGGUCAGCUUAAGUCCGUAUCUGGACCUGGACCUGGACCUGGACCUGGACCUGGACCUGUAUCUGGGCCUGAGCCUGAGCCUGAGCCUGAGCCUGAUAGAAAUCGCGUGCUCGAGAAUAGUGGAUUCAAUAAGAUGUUUAACUACAAACAAAGAUACCCUGGACAGUUCAAGAAGUCAUACAUAUGUCUCACAUGCAAGCGAUCACUUUGUAGCGCCUAUAGCUUAAGCAGACAUCAAACCACACAUCAUUCGAAUGCACAAAAGAAAGAUAUGUGCCAUUUAUGCUCAAAAGCUUUCUCCAACAAAGCAAACCUAAGACGCCAUAUUCGACUUUGUCACAGCAAGACCGUGUCAUUACCUUGA